GACACCCCCGCGGCCCCGCCGCGCGGAGCUCCAGGCCAUGGGCUCGGGGCGCGUCCCCGGGUUCUGCCUGCUCGUCCUGCUGGUCCACGCGCGUGCCGCCCAGCAUGGCAAAGCUGCGCAAGAUGUGGAUGAGUGCGUGGAAGGGACUGACCACUGCCACAUCGAUGCCAUCUGCCAGAACACGCCACGGUCAUACAAGUGCAUCUGCAAGUCCGGCUACACUGGGGAUGGCAAACACUGUAAAGACGUGGACGAAUGUGAACGGGAGGACAACGCAGGCUGUGUUCACGACUGUGUUAACAUCCCUGGUAAUUACCGAUGCACCUGCUAUGACGGAUUCCACCUGGCACAUGAUGGCCACAACUGUCUGGAUGUGGACGAGUGUGCGGAAGGCAACGGCGGCUGUCAGCAGAGCUGUGUUAACAUGAUGGGGAGUUAUGAAUGCCACUGCCGAGAGGGCUUCUUCCUCAGCGACAACCAGCACACCUGUAUCCAGCGGCCCGAAGAAGGAAUGAAUUGCAUGAACAAGAACCAUGGCUGCGCCCACAUUUGCCGGGAGACGCCCAAGGGGGGCAUUGCCUGUGAAUGCCGCCCUGGCUUUGAGCUCACCAAGAACCAACGGGACUGUAAACUGACCUGCAACUAUGGUAACGGCGGCUGCCAGCACACAUGCGAUGACACAGAGCAGGGCCCCCGGUGCGGCUGCCACGUCAAGUUUGUGCUCCACUCUGACGGGAAGACGUGCAUCGGGGAAAGGCGCUUAGAGCAACACAUGCCCACUCAGGCCGUUUCCAAUGAGACCUGCGCCGUCAACAACGGAGGCUGCGACAGUAAAUGCCACGACGCGGCCACCGGUGUCCACUGCAGCUGCCCUGUGGGUUUCAUGCUACAGCCAGACAGAAAAACCUGCAAAGACAUAGACGAGUGCCACUCAAACAAUGGGGGGUGUGACCACAUCUGCCGCAACACAGUGGGCAGCUUUGAGUGCAGCUGUAAGAAGGGUUACAAGCUUCUCAUCAAUGAAAGGAGCUGCCAGGACAUAGAUGAGUGCUCUUUUGACCGAACCUGUGACCACAUGUGCAUCAACACUCCAGGAAGUUUCCAGUGUCUCUGUCACCGUGGCUACCUGCUGUAUGGUGUCACUCACUGUGGGGAUGUGGACGAGUGCAGCAUCAACAAGGGCGGUUGCCGCUUUGGCUGCGUCAACACUCCCGGCAGCUAUCAGUGUACCUGCCCAGCGGGCCAGGGCCGCCUUCACUGGAACGGAAAGGAUUGCACAGAGCCAGUGAAAUGUCAGAGCAACGCUGGGGCCUCCAAAGCCAUGCUUAGCUGCAACCGGUCUGGCAAGAAGGACACUUGUGCCCUCACCUGCCCCUCCCGGGCCCGGUUUUCACCAGAGUCCGAGAACGGCUUCACCGUGAGCUGUGGCACCCCUAGCCCCAAAGGUGCUCCAGCCCGAGGCACCCACCCUGGAAACAGCACCGCCUCCAACUAUUGCCACGAGGCUGCAGUGCUGUCAGUGAAGCAGCGGGCCUCCUUCAAGAUCAAGGACGCCAAAUGUCGUCUGCACCUGCGAAACAGAGGCAAAGCGGAGGAAGCCAGCAGGAUCCCGGGGCCAGGUGGUACCCCUUGCUCUGACUGCCAAGUCACCUUCAUCCACCUUAAGUGUGACUCUUCUCGGAAGGGCAAGGGCCGACGGGCCCGGACCCCUGGCAAGGAGGUUACCCGGCUCACCCUGGAAUUAGAGGCCGAGGUCCGAGCAGAAGAAACGACAGCUGGCUGCGGGCUGCCCUGCCUCCGACAGAGGAUGGAGAGGAGACUGAAAGGCUCCCUGAAGAUGCUCAGAAAGUCCAUUAACCAGGACCGAUUCCUGCUGCGCCUGGCAGGCCUUGACUAUGAGCUAGCCCACAAGCCAGGCCAGGUAGCCGGGGACCGAGCAGAGCUGGCGGAGAUCUGCAGGCCCGGGCAGCACCGGGCAGGCACCAAGUGUGUCAGCUGCCCGCAGGGAACGUAUUACCACGGCCAGACGGAGCAGUGUGUACCAUGCCCAGCGGGCACCUUCCAAGAGAGGGAAGGGCAGCUCUCCUGCGACCUUUGCCCUGGGAGUGAUGCCCAUGGGCCUCUUGGAGCCACCAACGUCACCACGUGUGCAGGUCAGUGCCCACCUGGCCAGCAUUCAGUGGAUGGGUUUAAGCCCUGCCAGCCAUGCCCGCGGGGCACCUACCAGCCUGAAGCGGGACGAACCCUGUGCUUCCCCUGUGGCGGAGGCCUCACUACCAAGCACGAGGGGGCGGUCUCCUUCCAGGACUGUGAUGCCAAAGUCCAGUGCUCCCCCGGCCACUACUACAACACCAGCACUCAUCGCUGCAUCCGCUGUGCCAUGGGCUCCUACCAGCCACACUUCCGGCAGAACUUCUGCACCCGCUGCCCGGGGAACACCAGCACCGACUUUGAUGGCUCUACCAGCGUGUCCCAGUGCAAGAAUCGGCAGUGUGGUGGGGAGCUGGGGGAGUUCACUGGCUACAUCGAGUCUCCCAACUACCCCGGCAACUACCCAGCGGGCGUGGAGUGCGUCUGGAACAUCAACCCCCCACCCAAGCGCAAGAUCCUUAUUGUGGUCCCCGAGAUCUUCCUGCCAUCCGAGGACGAGUGUGGGGAUGUUCUCGUCAUGAGAAAGAACUCCUCCCCAUCCUCCAUCACCACUUAUGAGACCUGCCAGACCUAUGAGCGUCCCAUUGCCUUCACGGCCCGUUCCAGGAAACUCUGGAUCAACUUCAAGACGAGUGAGGCCAACAGUGCCCGUGGCUUCCAGAUUCCUUACGUGACCUAUGAUGAGGACUACGAGCAGCUAGUGGAAGACAUAGUGCGGGACGGCCGGCUCUACGCCUCUGAGAACCACCAGGAGAUCCUCAAGGACAAGAAGCUCAUCAAGGCCUUCUUUGAGGUCCUGGCCCACCCCCAAAACUACUUCAAGUACACAGAGAAACACAAGGAGAUGCUGCCCAAAUCCUUCAUCAGGUUGCUCCGCUCCAAGGUCUCCAGCUUCCUGAGGCCUUACAAAUAGUGCCCGUGGGGGAGACCCGGGUCUCAGAGCUCCGACUCCCUGGCCCUCAGAGCUGGCACCCCAACCUCAGACGAGAAAGAUCACCACACAAGGCACUCUCCCCUUCCUAGUUAACCCUGUCUUCUCUCUCUACUUCUUUCUUACAUGUUCCCUGGAAAGCCAUCCCGUGCUAUCCCCGCUCCCCCCAGGGUGAAGGAAUAGACCUCUCUCCUCUGCCCACCUCACCAGCUCAUAUCCCCGUACCCCAGUCUGGAGGGGUGCUGCAGGCCCGGAAUAGGAUCAGGCCUGCUAGGAAGUGGGGGAGGGUAAGGCUUCUGCCGUUAUAGGGUUGUGCCUUGCUAGCCAGGAGCCAAAAUCCGCCCCCCCCCCCCGCACUGUGUUCUCCAGAGUGACUCUUUACAGUCCAGAGUCCUGCCAGAGAAGCCUUUGACACACCAGCACUGUGCCAACACAGGCUGCUGGGCACACAGUUUGAGCCCUGGGUGCACACAGUUGGCAUUCUUACUUGUACAGCUUCUCCCGCCUGCCUGCCCGCCUGGGGCUGACUCCGUAGGAUUUACAAGUGGUCUUUACCACCGGGCUGGCAAACCCUGGCUGAGUAGGGCAGAGCAACAGGCAAUAAUCUUGUCUGCCAGAGACAAUGCUCCCAGACAGCUCUGUGGGGCAGAAAGCAGGCUUUUCAAGCCAUUGCUGAGAACAGCAAGAAAAGAAAAUGUAUCACCUAAAGAUCCACCCAGCUUGCAGAACGAGUGGAAACCAGCCUUAGACACGGACCCUUUCCUUGCCAGUUCUCCCUGGCCCCGCCAUGCCCUCACCCUGCCGAAGUGCUCCCUGGGGAAGGCUCACUCCCCUUGCUAAGUGCUGUCCUUAAAGAAAACUGGCCAUCGACCUUCACCAACCCUGACCUCGCUCCACGGUUUUUCCCCUUGUAGCUCCAGGUGGCUUGUGGGUGCCACCAAAGAGGACCCCACUCUGCAGCCAGCCUGGAGCUGCCUACCUCUGGCCUCGGGCUGUGGGCAGCAAGAAGAAUGUGUGCCCGUGGCAAGCCGCCUGCCCACCCUGUCCACAUCUGAGAAGUGCAAUCAUUGAGUCUUUCUGUGUUGUCUAGAGGGAGGGGUUGUUUCUUGUUUGUUUCUUUUCCUCUUAGAAUACCCCUAUUUAUAGCUGCCCGGGAGAGAAGAGUACGUUGGGAGUGGAAGAGUAUUGGUUUGACUCUCAUAAGCCCUGAGCGCUAGAGCGUCUCAUCACUCCCUGAGGCCACCCAGAACUCCAGGGCCCUCAACAAUCCCUCGGAGGUGCCCAAGGUGUGGGAGAGCAAUUCUGGUAACUUGGUGAAGCAGGAAGGAGAGGGGCUGUUGGCUGAGCUGGCCCUGCCAUCCUUGAGUCUCUGUGGACUCACGGUUAUAGGUGCAGACGGGACUGGUCAGUAUCUACUCCAAGUAGGGGAAACCCCUACCCUUCCACGGCCUUCGUGCUUCCCCUGGCGUGUACGUGGAAGAGGAUCAGGACAAACGCUGAGGAUGGGCCAGGGAAGGCUGGGACAGUCUUGAAUGGGACACUGACCCAUGAAUGAAGCUGGUGAAGGAACAAGAACCAGAUACGUGCCUGACGCUGUCACCUGCCUCUUAAGGGUUGACUUCCAGCCUGUCUCAGCUACUGUUUUUCAAAAGGAACAAGAAUCACAUCCAUGCCCAGUUGCUGCCUGUAAGGUCUCCCCCAAGGCUGUAGUCCCACACAGUCACUAGCCACCAACUGACUCCUCAGGUCCAACUCCAGGAGACUGCCAAGAGAUUCAACACUAAAUAACCUGAUCCCCCCACACUAGCCAACAGCAAUUAAAGCUAGCUUCUUAGACAUCUGUUAGCCAACACAGUGGGGAGGGGUGGGGUCUGCUGUCUGUCUCUCUGGGUCAGAGAGCUAUUAUAAAACUGUUACAUGGCUUUGUACAAGGGUGGAUGGGCAUGUGGAGGGAACGUCUGACUUCCCCACAAGUGCCAGGGAACAGCGGGAGUCAACUUUGGCCAUCCUGCUAGAAGCAAGGAUAACUUUUGAGUGCUCUCUCCCUGCCAUUACGCCCGGCUCCUGGGAGGCCGCACAGUGAGAAGUGCCUCCCGCUGUCUGCCAUUAGGCUUCCUCUCCUGCCACAAUAUACACUCGGACACUUCCUCUAAUCGUUCAUCGCAUGGCUGGUGGGGCAGCACGUGAGUUCCACGUACCGAGAGCAGGCCACUAGGCUUAGCUGAUACCGAGACGGACAGAGGAAGGCAGGCGACGACUUGGUGCUGCCAACCAAGUUGGCAGUCAGGCAUCCAGGUGGAGCUGCUGCUGACCGUGCAGAGGAGACUGUAUGGCCCUGGGGCACCUAUGGGGGCUCAGUAGACAGAACAAGGAGGACAACUCAGGGACUUUCUAAUUGCACAGGUUAGAUGAGGUCUGUCUCUAGGAGGAAGCAGGGGAAUGAGAAGAUGGUGUGAACAGGAAGCCUUCAUGAACUGGCCCAGGAGCUUCUCUGCAGGCUGCCCAGGCCGCAGAACCACGGCACCUCAUUCACAGUAGCACACACCUGCCCUGGUCUGAGUUCCAUCGGAAGAAGUCGUUUCCAUGAAGGCUCCAGGCGCCAAGUGACAAAUCCCAAGAGGAUCCUUGGUCCUCAACUACACAGUGACGCCUCUGUGGUCCUCUCCUCUGUCAGGCCACCCUAAGCCUUAGGGACCCUCAGAGGAUUGACUGCCACUGUGCUGCAGCCCCCAUUUCUCCGAAUGGAGGUAGGAAGACGAGGCUUUGUGGCUAAGUUCAGGUGUGCCGUCUGCGACUCCGAGAAGCGUGCGUCAUAUGGGUGUUCGCAGUGACUCUUAACUGGAUUAGGAAGUCUGAAAAGUUAGGGAGCAUUCAAGUGUCUGUGUUUGCUGCUGAGCUUGAAGGUGACAGUCUCAAAGUAGGGGGAUGGAGACAGAGCGUAACUGACCUCAAGCAGAAAGUGUUAACCUGCCUGGUUUCUUUCUCAAGCCCAGGAAAAGUGGAAGCAAACACCUUUACACGGGGCCUGUCUCAAGGGUGGAACAGCCACUGUCUGGACUGGUAAUCCUUUAAGGAUUGGGGAAGAGAAGCCUGGCUCUGCUGGCAGCUCACUGGCACAAAAGAAAUGGUAGGAGUUUGGACAAGCUAAAAAUUGCGCGUUCUAUGGGAGCUGAAGUUUCAGAAAAUAAUUAUCACGUGGAAGGCUUUUUUUGCGUGUGUGCAGAAGAAAAUCUCGAAGUACUAUAUUUAUGCCUGCCUUCCAUCGCGACCGAUACAGGAAGCAUCUCACAAUCAACAAUACACGGCAAGCAGUGUGGUUCAUAAAGUAUUUUGCACUUGGGGAAGAAUAUGUAUCUGAACUUGUAAAAAGGAAUGUUUGGAUUUUGUAUUGUCUUUUUUAUAUUAUUAAAAUAUUAAACAGAA
Molecule: messenger RNA, 6505 nt
Organism: Mesocricetus auratus (golden hamster)
Lineage: Eukaryota; Metazoa; Chordata; Mammalia; Rodentia; Cricetidae
Gene: Scube3
Product: signal peptide, CUB domain and EGF like domain containing 3
Exons: 23
Coding region: 38-3064 (1008 amino acids)
Biological process (GO): signal transduction
Cellular component (GO): cell surface
Molecular function (GO): calcium ion binding
Source: RefSeq, a predicted model, not a curated record